AAAUAUUUCGGCGCAUGCAUUACAAACUUCAGUUGUCUCCAGCGUUUAUUCACGAUAUAAACGUAUUUUAUGUUCAGUGGAAUUACUUUGAAAUGUGCAUAAAUGUUUAAACAAACGUUUUGUAUCAUUAAUAAUUUGAAUUAAUAUCAAACAUAUAAAACAACAACAAAUAAAAUGUCGAAAAACACGUGGUUAGCUUGGAUACUUGUGUGGAAUUUAAUGUGUAAAUAUACAGAAGUUUCUGCAGACACUGAAGGACCAAAGUGCGACCCACCAUGGGAAAAGCUUCACAGAACGUGUGUACAGUUCAUGAAAGCGAAGCCAUUUUUAACUUGGCAAAAAGCUCGCGAUUCCUGUAUAAGUAUGAAUGCUGACCUUCUCAGUGUUAACGACAAAGAAGAAAAUGGAAAGUUGAAACCUUUAGUGAGGAGACAUGUGCGUAGUAGGGACUUACUCUAUUGGUGGAUUGGAAUACGUGAAGUUGGGCACUCCUGGCUGUGGUUGGAUAAUGACGAGCAAUAUGCAAACAUACCUGAAUGGGCAGCUGGUCCAGGUCGUUUUCACACAGGAAGAUGCGGACUUUAUAGUUUCAGGGGAACUCUGGAAAAUGUGGAAUGUGAACUAGAGAAACCUUACAUAUGUGAACAAUUUAAAGUGACGACUGAUUCAACGACCUCAACAACAACAACAACAACAACAACAACAACAACAACAGAAAAGGCCACUUCAGCCUCAACCGAUAAACAAACUCCAAACCCAAUUACAGAAUCAUACACUACAACAGUCAUUAACAAAGGGCCUCUAACAGACAGAAUAACUGGUAAUUUAACCAUGAUUUAUAUUUUUAAGUUUACAUAUUAAUGCUGGAAAGGUCAAAAUAUCCCACCUUUUAGCAUAUAUAAAUAAAUCAGAUACAGUUCUAUUAAGUUGCCAAUCAACCAUUGAUAGAUAUAUAUGAUUUUAACCUUUGUUGUAAAUAUAUACAAUUAUCCUUGAGAUAAACAGUGUAUUUCAACCACUUUAUAGAUAUAUGUAGAUAUAUACAUUGUAUGUAUUAUAUGCUUUUAUGUGAAAAGUGAAAUUAUUGUUUUAUCAAUUCCAUGGUGAAAUUAUCAAAACAUAGUUUAUCUGAAGCUAUAUUUGAAUGCGGAUAAAAAAAUGUAUAGUAAAUGAAUGGAAAUUUGACAGAAAUACACUCCACCGUUAGUAAAAUAUGCAUGAUUACGGAAAACCAUUUUCACAAAACAUGUUCUAAUGUCAAAAUGUUCGAGCUUUUUGUAAAAGAAAUAUGCCAAGUCCAACGUCAUUUUAAGUUUUAUAGCGCGCGAGAAUUGGAAUGUGGAGGGCAGAAUAAAGGAAAAUUGACAGUUCGUAGAGACAAAAAACCCGGUAAGUUAUCAGUUUCUCCGGCUUUUUUAAUUUCUUUUAUCAUUUCUGUGCAAUACAUUUUGUCAAUAUUGAUUUUUUCAUGAUGGUUUGCUUUGUUAGAUAAUUUAGAUUUUAGAAAAUUCGUAAAUACUAUUUUAGAUGUAGAACUAAAGCUACUUACUCACAAAAUGCCAUUAACAGGCAGCUCCAAAUUUAUGGAAACAGAUUGACAGAAAACACCACAUUUAUUGAGUCUGACUUGCAGACAGCACCACAUUAAUUGAGUCUAAUUGACAAACUGCACAAAAUUUAGGGAGAAUAAUUGACAGAUAGAACCACAUCUUUGAAUGAUUAUUCUAAUUGUGAAAAAAUGACCCGAAAUUGAAAAGUGUGGCAAUGCUUUUCACUGA
Molecule: messenger RNA, 1778 nt
Organism: Ruditapes philippinarum (Manila clam)
Lineage: Eukaryota; Metazoa; Mollusca; Bivalvia; Venerida; Veneridae
Product: natural killer cells antigen CD94-like
Exons: 5
Coding region: 175-861 (228 amino acids)
Source: RefSeq, a predicted model, not a curated record